This is a messenger RNA of Rasamsonia emersonii CBS 393.64, 2073 nucleotides long. Its product is annotated as Alpha-L-rhamnosidase B. The record is from RefSeq and is a predicted model, not a curated record. The transcript has 3 exons. Bases 1 to 2073 code for a protein of 690 amino acids. Gene Ontology annotation, biological process: carbohydrate metabolic process. NCBI's taxonomy places the organism in Eukaryota, Fungi, Ascomycota, Eurotiomycetes, Eurotiales, Trichocomaceae.
AUGGCUCUGAGACAGAGGUUGCUAUCGCUGCUGCAGCUGUGGUGGUUGUUGGUCUUCUCCAGCUUGUCGAGCGCGCAGAAAUGCUGGAGGAACACCACGUGCACCGGCCCAGCUGACACGGCCUUUCCAGGGACGUGGGAGAAGAACAUCUACGCUCCGUCCUCCAGGACGGUUCGACCGCAAAAGAUUCUUUCCUCGCACGGUGAACCGGCCUAUCAGCCUGGUUCGGGGAAAUACGUCCUGAAAGGCAAUGGCUCCCAGAUCGUCUUCGACUUCGGCCUAGAGGUCGGCGGCAUAGUCACGGUGGACUAUACGGCUACAGGCGCUGGCACCUUGGCCCUGGCGUUUACAGAGGCCAAGAACUGGAUUGGCGAGUGGUCCGACUCGUCCAAUGGCGCUUUCAAGGGCCCUGACGGCUAUCUGGCCCAGAAUAUCACCAGGUCAGGGAAAGGGACGUACACGAUGCCUGACGACAAGCUGCGCGGAGGAUUUCGGUAUCUGACUGCGUUUCUGAUGACUACCAGCAACUCCACCAGCAUCGACAUCACCGACGUGUCCCUGGAAAUCGCAUUCCAGCCGACCUGGUCCAACUUGCGGGCCUACCAGGGAUAUUUCCACUCCAACGAUGAACUGCUCAAUCGCAUCUGGUACAGUGGAGCGUACACCGUCCAGACGAACGCGGUCCCGGUGAACACAGGCCGUCGGGUCCCGUUUGUGAGUUCCGGGUGGGAGAACGACGGCCUCCUGGGCCCGGGAGACACGAUCAUCGUGGACGGAGCGAAACGGGAUCGUGCUGUGUGGCCGGGAGAUAUGGGGAUUGCUGUGCCCUCGACGUUCGUCAGCAUAGGGGAUCUGGAGAGCGUGAAGAAUGCUCUUCAGGUCAUGUAUAACACACAGGAUCAAACAACUGGCGCUUUCGACGAAUCUGGUCCCCCUCUGAGUCAAAAAGGCUCGGAUACCUAUCAUAUGUGGACGAUGAUCGGUACCUACAACUACGUUCUCUUCACCAACGACACCGGGUUCCUCCUUCAAAACUGGAACGGGUAUCUAAAGGCUAUGGAUUACAUCUAUGGCAAGGUGGACCCUAACAGCGGCUUGCUGAAUGUCACCGGUACACGAGACUGGGCGAGGUGGCAGCAAGGCUACAACAACUCGGAGGCUCAGAUGAUUCUGUAUCAUACCUUGACAACGGGAGCCCAACUGGCUGAAUGGGCAGGCGAUACAACGGGGUUGGCGAGCAACUGGACAACGAGGGCAGCAAAUCUCCAAAAGGCAGUCAAUGAGUACUGCUUCGAUGACUCCUACGGCGCCUUUAAAGACAACGCAACCGCCACGACCUUGCAUCCGCAAGACGCGAACAGCAUGUCGGUCCUGUUCGGAGUGGCAGAUGAAGAUCGCGUCGCCAGUAUCUCUGACAAGCUGACGAAGAACUGGACCCCCAUCGGUGCCGUCGCGCCAGAGCUGCCAGAAAACAUCUCGCCGUUUAUCUCGUCCUUUGAAAUCCAGGCACACUUUGUGGCCGGCCGAGCCGACCGGGCCCUGGACCUCAUCCGGCGCAGUUGGGGCUGGUACAUUAACAACCCCAAUGGCACGGAAAGCACCGUCAUCGAGGGAUACCUGCAGAAUGCGACUUUUGGAUACCGCAGCAACCGCGGAUACGACUAUGAUGCUUCGUAUGUCUCGCAUUCGCACGGAUGGUCUUCCGGUCCCACGUCCGCGUUGACCAACUACGUGCUGGGCUUGUCAGUUACGGCACCGCUGGGAUCGAGUUGGAAGCUCGCUCCGCAGUUUGGCGAUCUGCAGUCUGUCGAGGGCGGCUUCACCACGGCACUGGGCAAGUUCCAAGCUUCGUGGCAGAGGAGCAACGGAAGCUAUGUCUUGGCCUUCGAGGUGCCCGCGGGGACGAACGGGGAUGUCAUCCUUCCUCUGCCAGCGGGACAGAAAAACCUGUCUGUGACACUGAACGGGCAGCCCGUAAACAACGCCAUGCGUGUGGACAAUGGGAAGAACACGGGAACCAUCAUUAUACCAAACGGGGGGAGGUAUCAGAUAGCUGUCAGUGUGGGUAAUUAA